Penaeus monodon (black tiger shrimp) is the source of this 7649-nucleotide messenger RNA. It is a transcript of the gene net, whose product is annotated as vegetative cell wall protein gp1-like. Gene Ontology annotation, molecular function: DNA-binding transcription factor activity; protein dimerization activity. NCBI's taxonomy places the organism in Eukaryota, Metazoa, Arthropoda, Malacostraca, Decapoda, Penaeidae. The coding region runs from base 782 to 2179 and encodes 465 amino acids. The transcript has 2 exons. The record is from RefSeq and is a predicted model, not a curated record.
GUCCAGCGCGCCACCACGCAGCCCUCAACCAGCCAGUCAGUUCUCUCUCAGACCUUGCGACGGGCGGACGUAUCUCGCGUCGCUCUCGUCAGCUGGUCACUGGCCACUCCGUCCGCCAUUGAUGGAAAGGAAUUGAUUGUUCUUUUAACGACACCUGUGCCCUUACUGUGAUUGACGAACGAGUGCAUGGUGUAUCGGAGCAUCUGGAAAUUAUAUUUGUCUCAAGCUGGAUUACCUGUUGUAUCAAGCAGAUUCAUUCAUUUGUGAUAAUCGUGUGACGUGAUUUCGUCCGGAAAGUAAACCACCAGUGCCAGCGGUCCGGGUCAUUCGCUGACGUCCAGAAAGUGCAAGCGACGGAUCUGAGCGUCAGUGUGUGAGGAUCAUAACAGUUGUGAUACGUUUCUACGUCUCCGUGCAGUGGACCCGCAAGAUUGUUUCUUAUUGAGUGACGCAACCCUCGUCAGGGAAACAAAAUCGCAACAUAGGAAAACGAAUAUAUUAUCUUCAUAUUACUAAAGUGAUAAUCUCAAGGAUAUUAAAACUGCCGAGAAAAUAAUUCCGGUGUCAGCGCCAUCGGCUUUCUGUCGUCCUUCCCCCACACCAUUAUUUUCCCGUCAGUGUUGGAAGACGGUGGGAAGCCCCUGACACCUGCACGUGCGGUGUGCCACCACAUGUCCCAGGAAUUGUCUUGAGAUUAUGGUGUCCCUUAGUGCACCCUGGCCGUCCCUGGGGCUGCUUUUAGGGCCCGAGGACCUUCUCUGCUGACCUGCCACCAACAACAAUGAGGAGCAUGGAGGAGGAGGUGGAGGGCGGAGGCACGCGCGAAGACUUCCUGAGCGAGGACGACCACUCCCCGACCGACGCCUCUGAGGACAGCGUGGAGGUGCGCGUCCAGCCCAUCCGCGGCCACCACCCCCCCCGCCCGCCCACCCCGCCCACGCCGCCCGCCCACCACAAGUUCCACAAGCUCCGCAAGCACUACUCCGCGCUGAGGCAGGAGUACCCGCUCCACGCCGCCCGCGCCUCCCCAGGGCCCGCCAGUCCGCCCGCCAGCCCCGUGGAGCCGCACACGGGCGCGGCGCCGCUGUCGCCCGGGACGCGCGCCGCAGCCCGCAGCCGCCGCAAGCCCGCCGAGCCUCGACGCCUGUGCCACGAGGCGGCGCCCAAGCGCCCGCACAGCCCCGACCCGCCCCGCUCCGCGAAGGCCGCCCGCACCGAUGGCGCCACCGACGUGUCCGAGAAGAGCGCGCCCUCGUCGCCGUCCCCGGGGGCGCCGCCUCUCCUGCAGCACCACCCACUGCUCAGCUCCUUCAGGAGGCCUCCCAUGGGCGCCUUCCCGCCCCUCCUGAUCCCGCCCGCGUGGCCGCCCGUCACCGCCCAGUGGAGCUACCCGCGGGUGGUCAAUCCCUUGGGGUGGGCGGGGCUCACGCCCGGCCUCACGCCCGCCCUCAGCCCCCACCACUACCCCAUGCUGCUCCCGCACCCGUACCCGCUGCCCCGGCCGCUGCUGCCCUCGCAGCUGCCUCCCGCGUCGCCGCCGCCGAAGUCCCCGCCGCCGCGGACGCCCCCGGGGGAGCGCGUGCCCCGCGACGACCUGCCGCUGCCGCUGGUGACGCGCGUGGCGGCGCCGGAGGGGCCGAGCCCGAGCGCGGGCGCGCACCCCGCCGCGCGCGCCGAGGUGAGCGUGGUGCGCAAGGCGGGCAAGGCGCCGUCCAAGUUCCUGAGCGUGGAGUCCCUGAUCGCGUCGGACAGCCCGUCGCGGGCGCCGGCCGACGGCGAGGACGACGUGGCCGGCAGCCUGGGCGGCGACGCGUGCCCGCCCGACGACGACGACACCAUCCACGCCCUGCUGCAGCCCAGCAAGCAGAAGCAGCGCAACUACAAGAACAUGACGCGGGAGCGGCGCAUCGAGGCCAACGCGCGCGAGCGCAACCGCGUCCACACCAUCAGCGCCGCCUUCGAGAAGCUGCGGACGUCGGUGCCGGCCUACAGCCACAACCAGAAGCUGUCCAAGCUGUCGGUGCUGAGAAUAGCGUGCUCGUAUAUCCUGUCGCUGUCGCGCCUCGCCGGCCACGACUACAGCGCGGGCGGCACCGAGCCCUCGUUCAGCGAGUGCGUCGACCUGACGACGCGGACCAUCCAGGUGGAGGGUAAGGCCAAGAAGAAGAGGGACGAGUAGGCCGCCCACACGCCCACACCCUCGAGUGACACUCGCGUCCCCCCUCUGUCACUCUCCUGCCCCCCCCCCUCCAGUGAUCACAUGCCCUCUAGGGCUUCUCCUCCCCAGUGUUACCACGCCCACAGUGACACGCCCACAAGUGGCCCAGAAACAUUCAGUGACUCAAGUUCGAGAUAGUCCCACCGAGUGACAACUCGCAUAUUUAUUAGUGUAUUUUAAAUGCUGAAAGACCUAAUCUGUGAGAGAAAAGUAUAGUCUAUUUAGAAUUCCAAAAGACAAGAUAUUUGUACUAAACGUGUGUUCUAGUCGAAGUGCGAGGGCCCCGCUCCCGCAGCCGCCGUGUGCUACACAGGAUCUGCCGUGAAACACAACAGCCGUCCGCCUGAUGUUUGUCCUGUUCUGCUCGUUGUCUGUCUCGCGCUCCUUCGGGAGGGAAAUGACCUCCUUCCGUGAAGGGCUGUCUGCCAAGUCCCUCCAGGAAAGGCUCGUCCGUGACACCGGGACUCCGUUCCAGCGGCCGCCCUUCCCAGGCCCUCCGUCAGCCCAUCGAGGCGGCUUCUCAAGCCGGCCUUUACUAUAGACUUUGCAACUUCAGUAUACCACAAUGGUCUUUGGUUAGGAACAUCGAUUUUUAUAAUCUCAUAACAAUAAGGUGCUCACCAAAGUACAUUAUAGCUUUGUGUGUCGAUGUGUGUUAUAGUAUAAACAUGUAAGCCGUUGUUAAGGGCCUGUGAGGCAUUUCUUGUAAGGCUUGCAAAUCGUGCCCCCAAAGUGGACGAGUUCGGGCUCUCCUGCCCCACCCUCCGUCACGUCCCAUCGAAAGCUUGUUCAUGCUGUUCAGCGCGUCACGUGCGAGGGUGACAGGAACAGGAGACCCGGAGCCGUCCAGAUUUUAUCUUACUCAUGUCAACCAGAGCAUUCCUAUGUCCCUACUCUGGUUGGAAUUUUGACUAAUGAUUUCUAGUGGUGUUGUCAAGCUCUCAAAGACUAUGUACUAUCGAACAAAAGAUCAUCAUUCAAAAUUUCACUUCUCCGUGGCUAUCACAACACAUUAUGCGCAUAUUGAAAGAUGAAUACAUUUGUUUGCAAGUAGAGUCAUUUAGUGUAUUGAUGAAUCAUAAAGCAUUGAGUUGGCACCGCUGCUGGGAUGUUUUUGCUGCCUGCUCUCAUAGUUCAAAUUUCCCCCACAAGAUGGCAGCAACGACAGCCCUCGUUAGAAGUCAGGUAUGCGAGACGGGUCAAAAUAUACAGAUAAUCUACAAUUUCCCAUUAUUUCUGUAUGGCCUAGCACACUUCCCAUUUGUCAAAAUACCAGUAAAAAAUCUUGUAUUAUUACAAAAAAGGGAACGAAACUCCCACGCAGUUUGCAAGACUGUGGAUAAAAGAGUUAUUUAUUUUUUAAAAUGUAGUUGUUGAAACUGCGAUGUUCGAGAUUUAAAAUUCUGGAUUCCAUGUAGAAGCAAAAAAUUGAUCUGAUUAAUCGUAAAUGGCGGAGGACAAUCUGAUUUUUAUAUUACAGAUGUAUUUUUUUCUGAAGCGUCAAAACAGAUUUUGUCAAAUAACUUUUGAACAAUAGAUGAAGAGAUACAUGAUUCCCUAGAUAUCAGACUUCUUUUAUUUCAUUUGAUACAUGUUCUAUGGACACUUUAUUCUUUUCCUAUUUCAUUAUUUUACCACAUCGUCCCCUAUUCUCUGUUUUUCUGCUUCGACCCUUGAACAAUUUUUCCGCAUGUUCGGCUGACUCCGAAACUUCAUACAUAACUCUGGCCUUGGCAUCUUAGUACUUUCACUAUUUUCAUCAGAACUGGUACAAAUGAACUCUCUAAACACUACCUCAGUCAGGCACAGUCAAAUCAAAUAUUGGGCACACAAAAAAAAAACAAGAAAGAAAACCAGAUACGUAAAAGUUAGAACAGACUCGUAACCCAAAAAAAAAAAGUAAAGCCACUACACGUGCACUGAGACGCGGGCCCCACGUGUCCAGGCAACAAGGACGUCGUCGGAGCCACCCGGGAAAGUUGCGAACAAACAGGCGUCGUUGGUAUUUAGGCAAAUGGAGGGGAAACCAGCUGACGCGCCGCUGUGCCGAGGGGGCGUGAGUCUCAGAGGCGUGGAGAGAAGGGGAAAAUUGGAGUGAGGGAAGACGGGAUGUCAGGAAUGGGUUUUCAAGUGGGGAGUAGGGGAGGUGGGGGGUUCUUGACAGUGAUGCUGGGGUUAAUUGGAUAAUUUCCCCUCUGGUAUUGUAUUUUCGAAGAAAUUUGAAAAUAAAAAUGUAGACAUAUUUCAUACGCUUACAUAAUCUCUUUCUGAUAAUUGGCCCGCGUACUCCCCCUCCCUCCCCAUUAUUCUCCACGGCCUUCGACAAACAUCCCCUUGGUCCUCAUUAACCUUUAUCAACCCUCUCCCCCAUCCCUCCUCCCCCCUCGCCCCAUGCUUUCCUUUCUCGCAGGCUGUGUCAAUCACAGGGAGCGGCCGCCCUCUCUCCCCCACUCGAAGCUCGAGUUAUACGUAGUGAAGGAAAUUCUCAAGAGCGUAUGUGUGUGUUGAGGUUUAAGAACUUUACGUGAAUUUAUGAAUAAAAGCUAAACUCGUAACUAGCAUUGCUAUAGGAUUAUAGAAAAUAAUGUCUAUUCACGCCUGAACUCAUUGUCAAGCAGUAAGUAUUUGUACCAAGAUAAACCUCACAUAAAUAUACGUGUAGUUGCAACCACGUUUUUUCUCACUACCGCGGACCCCGGGAUUUUUGCAAUUGACGGAAAGUAAUGGAUCCCAGACAGUAAACAACGAAAUUUCAGAAACUACUUUAGGCUAGUAAUCCCGCCACUGAAUUUUUCUCGGUCUCAUUUAAAGAAUACUUACAGAUAUUAGUUAUUAUGAAACCUAUUUAUAUAUAUUGAAUGAUGAAAGUUUAUUCAUAGUCUGAUAUUACAAGAUAUGAGAAGUUUGUUGUUAUAGCAAUACUGAAGAGUUCAUGCUUUGUACACAAAUUUCCGUUGAAGUUUUUAAACCUACAUGCAUGCGUACUUUCAAGGUUCCAAAACUACUCCCGUUUUAGCAUCUACUACAGUCAAACAUAAUGACUCGGUACAAUCUCCAUUUAUAAGUCCCCCCCCCCCCCCACUCCUGCGCUUUCCUGCCCCUUCCCCAAAUCUUUGACAAACAUCCCCUUCUAUCUAACCUUCUCUCAGCUCUCUCCCCCUGUUGUUCCCCUCUUUUCACGUUCUCCUUUCCCCGUGUCUCCCCUCUUUUAAUAGGGUGUGUGUCUGUCACAUAAGGAGUGACGCCCCACUCUCCCCUCGCCCCAUCUAGUGUUUACGUGAGAGUCUCCCCAGCCGCUCCCGGGGUGUUUUUAGAUUAGGAAUCUGGAGUUGGGGAGAGGGAAAGGGGGAGGCGGUAUGGGCGGUGAGUAGGGGGCGAGGGAAGUGCCGGCACAGCUGGCACUGGCGGGCUUAUUUAGAAGUAAGGGGGUGAGGGGAAGAGGGUCAUACCACGCCGAGGGAAUGGUUAGCAGAGGGGAAAAAAGGUGUGCGAGUUGAAAAAGAGAGUGAAUGGUAUAGAAAAAAAGGGGGAGGGGAAGACAAAUACAGUCUCUCCCCUCACAUAACUCUCCCCCUCCUUUGCCGCUCUCCCCUCAUCCCCGAAGAAAUUUCAAACCGACUUCAAUACGCCGAGAAACAGCUAAAUCCGGAGGUCAAAAGGGGGUGGGUGGGGAAGAGGCGGGGGGACCGUUAGAAGUGUCCAUAUUAAAGACAAACACGGCCAUGAGACUGAGUGACAAGUCAACCGUUGGUGUAAUGAGGUAGAGGGUGUCACCGACGAGUGCCACCAUAUUCAGGAAGUGCCAGUUGAGGUGUGAUGGAGGAGGUUAUUGGGGACAAGUGUCUGACCUGUCGAUCAUUUUGAUUGGCUCGGCGACGUCACGAAGCUCCGCCCAUUCGGCUCCCUUCUGGCGCGGUUUCAGAAAUCAGGUCCUUGGUUUCCCACUGGUUUUUUUCUUUCUUUCUUUCUUUUCUUUUCUUUUCUCCCUUCUUUCGCAUCGCAAUUCUUACCUUCUCCUGUUAUGUUCUUAGACACAUGUUUCAAAACAACCAACUUUUAAACAGUAUAUGUUUUUAGAUCUUCAUUUUCAUUCAUGUAUCGUAUUUUUCCUUUGUCUAGUCUCUUCUCUGUUCCCGGUAUUCACAAGGAACCGCCAAAUAUUAAAUUAAAAAAAAUGAACUGAAGAAAAAACAUGUGCCUUACGUCAGUGGUCCAAAAAGUAAAUAAAGAAUAAGACAAAAAGCUAUCAGUUCUCAGUAGUGAAUUUCGAGCUUGAGGAUAACUUUUUUAUAUCUUUUUGGAUAAUUUGCGAUAAUUUUUUGUAGUGUUUCUUCUGUUUGUAUCAUGUCUCCGCCUUCCCAGCGAUGUAUUUUUGUAGUUAGAAAAUCCUUUUCACUUUGUUAUACAAAUGAUAUUACGAGAGAAAUACUUUUGUAUUUUGCAUAAUAGUUUUUUGAAAAGAAGGGGAAAAUGAAACGUGACCUUUUUUUAUUCACUUGGUCUUCCGUCUUUGUUUUAAGAUUUUUUAAUGUAAAUUUUGUACAUAGUUUAAUACUGAAUAAGUAAACAGUAAGGCUCUAAGUCUCCGCAAAUUGUACAGUUUGCACACUCAGUUUGUACAGAUUGGAGGAAAACAAUACAGUAGACUAAUUUACAAAUGGUACCCUCAUACGCGCAGGGCUCUAGACCAUCGGCUGAAAUAGAGGUUGUGUGCGCAUGCGCGGGGGAAACAAAACACUGCCUGGAUGCGCAGUGGUGUGUCGAGAAAUCAAGUCUUCUAAAAGAUGUAAGAAAAAAGUGGGAAUUUUUAAGAGUGAUCAUUUUGAUAUCAUACACUCUGCCUAGAAGUUUUAUUUUGCAGUGAGCUAUUUUUUACGCGAAUGUGAUAUUUGUAAAUAUAUAUGUAGAGAGAAAUAUAUGUAUAGUCCAGUGGGAUAUUUUUUAUUUAAUAAAAAAUGUGACAGCGCAGUUCAGUGCUAUCACAACCUCUCUCUCUAGUUAAUGGUUUGUAGCUUAUUUGGGCUAGUCAGGUGGUUCAAAAUAAUUCAGAGUAUUUAUAUUAUCCUACACAUUUUAAUACACUUAAACUUUUUAAAAAAUGAAGUGCGCUCGACGAGACAGUUUUACUUCGUGAAAGACAAACUUUUUUUCUUCUUUUGAUGUGUACAAGAUGUAUAAAACUAAUGUCUUUUAUAUAUAUAUUUGAUAUCAGAAAUCAUGUGUUUUUCAUUAUGUUUGUAUUCUUUUGUUUUUUUGUUUUUUUGUUUUUAUUUUAGCUCCCCUCCCCCCCUUGUAAUUUUAUGACACGUGACUCAAAUUUUGAUGUAUAUCCAAUUUGUAAAUACCGUUUUUUAAUGAAAAAAAAUUAUGUACACUGGACUGUAUGACUGACUGUUGGUUAUAAAUGAAAUAUAUUUUGUUGGCAUUUUGA